GUCAAUAUCUUAAGUAAUAAUAAAAAAACCAAAAAAAACUCAACGAUGCCUUUAAUAUUCAAAGGUACAUUUCCUCCCUCUCACAAUCCUCCGUUGCAAAAUAUUCAGUUCUAAUGGCUUUGCAUGGCGAAGAGCUUGAGUUUAACUUUAACCUAAGAGAAUUGACUCGAAAAGGUCAUCUAACUUGCGAAAAUCGAAUAUCUAGAAGGUUCUCUGCCUCAUGUAUCCGAAGCUUCAGAGAAGAUCACAAGUCUUGUACAACAAACUUCACCAUCUCUAGUACUCUGUCUUCUCCUGGCUACUCCCUCAAAGAUGAGAUUGACCCAUCAGAUUAUUCCUUCACUAGUGCACUCAAGGCAUUGCAAGCAAAAGCAAUGUACAAGAAGAAAUGUGAUUGGUUGAAACCAGAAGGGGUUGUUGAGUUAAACUCGAAGUGGAACGAAGCAGAGAAGUAUAUCUGCAAUCCUUUGUCUGGUGAAGUUCCUAUAGAGUGUUUGUCUUCUAGAACCCUAAAUUCAAGAUCCUUCAGAAACUUAUCCACCACGCAUUCUCCUCCACUCACGAUUUUGCCUUCCAAUCAUAAUCCAAGAACGGUUACUACUCCUAUGGUCAGAAUCAUUCAUGGGGAUUCUAGAUCUCCGUAUCCUGUUCUUAUCCAAGCAGAAGAGAAAGUUGUGGGGUUGAAACGAGACGUGGGUGUGCAGAGUGCACCGGCAACUAGGGUUGGUCCGGCGACGACGUCGCCGAUUAUGGAGAGAUCAAAGAGAAGACAGGUGGAAGAUGAUGAUGAUUCGCCGGUUGAGUAUGCACUUAAGAAAGCUCAACAAGAGGAUUUGAAGGAUGUGAAGUCAGAAGAAAAGGAGAAAAGUAUGACAAGGAAAGAAAUUGAAGAAGACGAUAGAGAGAAGGAGACAAAAAAGAAAAGAGGAAGUAGGUGUUUCUCCUGGAUGAGGAAAAUGCAUAGACAACCAAGAAAAUCCAAAUGCAUCUUUCACAUUUGUCUACCUCAUCUUAUCAAUACUACUUGUUGAACCAAUAAUAUUCUAGUAAGAAAUAAAAGAAAGACCAUCAUUGGUUAACUUAACACAAUAAUAAUGUAGCAAUGUUUGCAAGAUCAUAUUGCUUGUGUUUCUCUCCCUUUUAUUCUCGGUGUAUUUGAAGUAUGUAACUUCAUACUAUAUGAAAUUUAUUUAAGUUUUUUUGUUGGUACACGUUACAUGUUUCAAAAUUUUGUUUUAU
Messenger RNA from Camelina sativa (false flax), 1239 nucleotides. RefSeq lists its product as uncharacterized. The record is from RefSeq and is a predicted model, not a curated record. NCBI's taxonomy places the organism in Eukaryota, Viridiplantae, Streptophyta, Magnoliopsida, Brassicales, Brassicaceae.